Molecule: messenger RNA, 2345 nt
Organism: Astyanax mexicanus (Mexican tetra)
Lineage: Eukaryota; Metazoa; Chordata; Actinopteri; Characiformes; Acestrorhamphidae
Product: rac GTPase-activating protein 1
Exons: 15
Coding region: 233-2227 (664 amino acids)
Biological process (GO): signal transduction
Source: RefSeq, a predicted model, not a curated record
CCUACUCCAGUGCAAGGAGGUGGCCAUAAUGUCAUUCUUGUUUGGUGUAGCUCCGCCCCAACUUCUGACUGGGCAGGUUUGAUAAGCACAUUGCCUCCAAACAAUCCAAACCAGCAUCUGUAGGAAAUGCUGAGGGGAGAUGGUGUGCAGAAACUAAAAAAAAAAAAAAAAAUCUCCAGGCCCAUCCCUAAACCUCUUUCCACUCAACUUUUCCUUUCCACUUUACUCCACCAUGGAUAAAGAGUUCAUCAAGGAGGUUCUUGGUUUGUGUUUGCAAAGGAUUUCCUUGGACGAGAGCAUCAAUUAUGAAACUGAGAUGUUUAUUGUGGCUUUGCGACACUAUGAGGAGGUCAGGAAGAAAUGGCUCUAUUCAGAACAGGAGCUGAAGAAAUACAAGGAGCUGCUGGUUAAAUCAGAAGUGUCCCGCACCGCUUUGGAGGUCCAACUGAAACACGCCCGGAACCAGGUCGACGUGGAGAUCAAGAGGCGCUACAAGGCAGAGGCCGACUAUCUGUACCUGGAGCGGCAGAUGCUGCUGGUGAGUGAUAUACUUGUCCAUGACAGCAAAUCAAGUGCCUGCCUUAAUGAUGAGCAGAAAUCCAUGCUGGCCAACUUCAAUCACAGAGGAGCCAACAUUACUCAGCGCAGGACCAGGAGGUUAUCAGUGAUCGAUGAGUCCUCGUUUCUGUCUCAUUCAGACAUCAGCUACGACCGAACUGAUGAUGACCUGGACUUGGAGAGUUCGGCAGUGGUGAAGCCUCUGAAGUCGAGAGCUCGUGAGAAAAGACGUUCCUCCAUGGGGCCUAACGUUGGUGUUCAGAUGCAGAAGCGUGGUCGUGGACGUUCUGGGGACCUCCUUGCUGGACGGCAAAUGGAAAAGGAAAUAGAGACCACAACUGUUACAGCAUCGGUCACUACACCCGACAACGGAGGUCAGAUUCACAUGGUGAUUGACAUCACCCAGGAGCUCCCAGAGCUGCCGGGCUGGACCAGAACUGAACUCCUCCCACCUGCUUCCAGUAAAUCCCAGUCCCAGGCAGCACAGCGCUCCGAGGCAAUGUGUGUUACAGAGCAGACGUCAGUGUGGUCCUCCAGUGAUGUAACCAGAGCAGAUAUGGUCACAGAGAUGGAAGUGACCACCUUAGAGCCCCCCAGAGCUGCUCCAGACCCCACUCCAGAGCCCACUUCUACUGUGGACCAAACCCAGCAGCACGUGUUCCACCCCAAAACUGUUAUCCAUCCUGAGACAUGUCUGCCCUGUGGGAAAAGAGUCCGGUUUGGGAAGAUGGUGAUGAAGUGUCGAGACUGUCGUGUGGUGGCCCAUCCUGAGUGUAAACACUUGUGUCUAGAGAGAUGUUCUCCUAAUGCCCACAGUACAAAACACCCUCCUUCCAGUGAGGGAACGUUGGAAAGCUUCGCCCCGCUCACACGGCCCAAAGUUCCAGUCCUCAUCACUCAGUGUGUACAAGAAAUUGAGAGGCGGGGUUUGAAGGAGAAGGGUAUAUACCGUGUGCCAGGUGGAGAGCGGAUGGUGAAGGAGCUCAGAGAGCGCUACGUUAACCGUAAAGGGCCACUGAUGCUGCACAAAGUGGACGAGGUCCAUGUGGUCUGUAGCCUUCUUAAAGAUUUCCUGCGGAAACUCAGAGAACCCCUCAUCACCUUUAAACUCCACCGAGUUUUCAUGGAAGCAUCUGAGUUGCCUGACGAUGAUAACAGCUCAACUAGGAUGAUCCAGGCCAUCGGAGAGCUGCCCCAGACCAACCGAGAGACACUGGCUUUCCUCAUGCUGCAUCUGCAGAGGGUUAUGCAGAGUCCUCUGUGUCAGAUGGAUCAGAAUAAUUUGGCCCGUGUGUUUGGGCCCACCAUAAUUGGACAUGGCAUGAAGGAGCCAACUUCACUGACCAUUCUAAAGGACAUCAACACACAACCCAAGGUGGUUGCGCGUCUGCUUUCUUUCCCUGCAAAUUACUGGAAAGGUCUCCUGACUGUGAAGAGUGAUCUGGUCAUUUCAUCUGUGGUGGAAACCAAUGUUGGCAGUGCUGCUUCAACUUCAAACAGAGACCGGAUUUUCAAACCAGUGACAUCACCUGAACUCAAUAAAUACACCAGCACUCCAGGCAGCACCUCCAUCAAGGGCAGGAUCAGGAACCUGGGAAGUGCCUUUAACAACCCAGCCAAAACCAAAACUGAACCUGGAAAGAAGAAAUUUUUUACUUCACCGAUGUGACGAAAGCAAAGACAGCUUAUAUAAAUGUGUAUAUAAAUAAUAUAUUUUGUAAAAUAUUAAAGUAAUUAUGUCACUUGUGGGAAUCACUUAUAAAAAGUAAAUAAACAUCAUCACUGUC